Penicillium vulpinum is the source of this 780-nucleotide messenger RNA. RefSeq lists its product as uncharacterized. Gene Ontology annotation, cellular component: cytoplasm; nucleus. Gene Ontology annotation, biological process: secondary metabolite biosynthetic process. The coding region runs from base 1 to 780 and encodes 259 amino acids. NCBI's taxonomy places the organism in Eukaryota, Fungi, Ascomycota, Eurotiomycetes, Eurotiales, Aspergillaceae. The transcript has a single exon. The record is from RefSeq and is a predicted model, not a curated record.
AUGGACACAUCCCGCCAUCUACCACGCAUAAUUUGUCUCCAUGGAGGUGGAACGAACGCUCGCAUCUUUCGCAUGCAAUGUCGCGUACUAGAACGAAUGCUUCAGUCUCAUUUUCGCCUUGUCUACGCGGAGGCUCCACUCCCGGCACGGCCCGGACCCGACGUAACAGCUGCCUACAAAGACUACGGGCCCUUCAAAGCGUGGCUACGCGUGAAUGCACAAGAUCCCAUUCUGGAUGAAGAUCAAAUCGUGGACGGCAUCAGGGAUUCCUUAUCCGCUGCUCAACGAGAAGACGAUAAGCGCGGGGCAACUGGAGAAUGGGUCGGGUUACUCGGGUUUAGCCAGGGUGCUCAUCUGGCUGCUAGCAUUCUAGCAAACCAACAGGUGCUCCAAAAUAGGACGGACCCUGUUUAUCGAUUUGCUAUUUUGCUAGCAGGAAGAGGCCCGCUGCGAUGGCUAAACCCGGAGUUGCCUAUGCCUGCGGGUUUUAUCGAUGCGACGCAGUGUACCACAGGCCAGGAACUCGUUGUGGACAAUACAGAAUCCCGAGUUAACAUCCCAACUAUACAUGUCCAUGGUCUGGCGGACCCGAACUUGAUUUUGCACCGCAGACUGCUCUAUCAGCAUUGCGAUUGGAAAAGCACAACGCUAGUCGAGUGGGAUGGCGAGCAUCGCGUGCCGAUCAAGGCCAAGGAUGUUAUCCCGGUGGUACAAGAGAUAUUCAACGUGGCACAGCGGGCGGGUGUAACUGGGACAACAUCGGGCAUCAUAAUGUUUUGA